Messenger RNA from Suillus plorans, 2319 nucleotides. RefSeq lists its product as uncharacterized. The record is from RefSeq and is a predicted model, not a curated record. Lineage: Eukaryota; Fungi; Basidiomycota; Agaricomycetes; Boletales; Suillaceae. Gene Ontology annotation, biological process: deadenylation-independent decapping of nuclear-transcribed mRNA; deadenylation-dependent decapping of nuclear-transcribed mRNA; positive regulation of catalytic activity. The transcript has 5 exons. Gene Ontology annotation, molecular function: enzyme activator activity; mRNA binding. Gene Ontology annotation, cellular component: P-body. Bases 1 to 2319 code for a protein of 772 amino acids.
AUGGGUCCUCCUCGCCGAGCUCGUUCUAAUUCUUCUGUAUCAACUCACUCUCAGCAACAUCGUCACCGACAGCCGCAACCACUAGAGCCAACUCCUCCUGAAACAAUGCCGUCUACACAAUCACAUCUAGGAAUGUCUCCUCAGUCGCGUUAUCUCUCGAACAUGAAGGUUGUUCGUCGUAGAGACCCCUCUAUUGUAUCUAUAUUCGAUCAGUUCAGCCACGUCUGUGUGUACCACCAUAACGGUGACAAAUGGGAGAAGCAGGGUUAUGAAGGGAGCAUGUUUUUGUACGAGAGGGAUUCUUACCCACCAUAUGGUCUCUAUAUUUUGAAUCGUGUGGGUAUGGAUGACUACAUCCAACGACUCUAUCCAGAAGAUGGCAUAGGCGCGCAUGGUUCCUAUCUCAUGAUGCGUCAUUACCCCGACUUCACCACACGCAGGCUUGCAGAAGCACGAGACAAACUACCCCUCUCCAAGCAGGAAGGUCCAGCUUCUAAAUUUGCUCCUGAGUUCGUCGUGCCAAAUCUAGAACAAUUACAAGAUGCUGAGAAAGGUCGAUCACAAACGGUCGGGUUGUGGUGCUUUGCAACCGAUGCAAGAGAAAGCAUGCAAGACGUUGUGUUGAGAUUGCAUAGCUAUAUCAAGCAGAAUCUUCCGUAUCCAGAGGAGUAUAGAUAUGGCCCGGAUCGUCCUCCUCCCCCGAACUUUCGGUCGUCAUCGAGGGCCAGUGAACGUUCACACAUGCGCUCGGCAUCGAGCGCAUCCACCAGCAGCAUACAUAGCAUUUCGGAGUCGGAAGAGUAUCAUGCAGGAAGUCAACCCACCCCCUCAGAAAGUAGUCGUUCCAACGGAAAUAUAUCGGAGCUUGACAAACUGUUUGCCAAGCUGGGGGGCACGGGAUGUACUCCACAGCAGAUGCCCUUACAAUCGCAGACUAAGGAGACCACUGCUGCAAGUUUACUGGCCGGCAUAUCCGGCAGUGGAAAUGUUUAUAGAACGGUAUCCGUUCCGCCACUGACCUCCAAUUCUGUCCCUCCGACUCGCGGAUUAGCUUUAUUAGACACCAUCUUCGCCUCCGCACCACCACCACCACCACCACCAAGCCAACCCAAUCGCGGACCAUCUCGCUCUGGAGCGGCAUCAGCUUCCCUCCCCCUACCCACCUCCACACAUGCACAAACCACAUAUACUACACAAGCUCAGACCACGAUGCUCGGAUACACCGCUGGACACACUGCCAGCUCACAAAGUCCUAUCAUCCUUUCUCCCAAACCAACGUCUACUGCACUACCUCAGGUGCUCAACCAAGAUGUCAUCUCUACGCUCCUCGGGCUCCCCGCAUCCCGUGCCUAUGAAGGUGAUAAUGAGGCAAGCGAUGACGGAUCUAUCUCCGAAGGAGGAUAUUCUGUUUCUAGUACUAUACUUGAUGCUGAUGCAGAGAAUAACAUGGAGCUGCAAGCUGCAGGGUCAUCCUCUGGAUUGCCACUCCUCGCUGUACCUAUGGGCCAAUCUGAGUACAAAGGCACAAGAAAUGGGAGCGGCAAAACCUUAGGCGAUGUCACUCCUCGUCCGCCACUCCGAGGUUUCAACUCUGAUUUCACGGUGGUCGGAGACCUCCUCGCGGCUGCUCAGACGAUGAAGCACUCGCGUGCCUCCCCACACCUUCAUAUUCCCCCUGUCGCACCUCCACAACCUGGGGAUCCAGAUACUACGCCGACAUUGACCAGCGUCAAUGGCACACACAGCGUGCCCAAACCCCGUCCCCUUAUUCCAUUCGAGGCAGAUUCUGACUUGUGGCCAUACCCUCGUGCUCCGUUUGUCGAGGCAGACUCAGAUGUGAUUGAGCUCGACUUUGCUGAUACGAGUGCGCUGAGCGAUCCGGAUGCAUUUGCGAAGGAGCAGCGCUCGAAAAAUAGGAGGAGCCAGAAGAAAGGUCGGAAGGAGCGGGAGAAGGAUCGUGAGCGAGAGAGAGAGGAGAUAGAGAAGAGCUGGGAUGUGCCACCGCCUGUCAAGGUUGUGCCACUUCCACAACCACAAGGUGUCGUGUCGACACCUGCAGUCCUUGUUAAUGGCAAGGCCAAGCAUGUGCGCAAAGAGCGUGCUGGUUCUGUAGCUAGUCAGAGCUCUGUUGAUGACGCAAACGCCAUCGACACUCAUGCCGUCCAUGCAUCUCUUCUGUCUGCUCUCGCCCAGAAGAAAAAUGCGAGUUCGAAUAAUUUUUCGAGGAACGACUUUGUCCGGGAAGUUCUGACUCUCAUACACACAGACCAAGAUUUCGUGGACACUCUUUGGCAGGAAUAUACUUUGAGUGCGAAAUGA